AUGAGCGAUCAGGCGGUGUUGCUGCUCCGGAAGCAGCUCAAAGAGCUUUCGAGAAACCCGAUCGAGGGGUUCUCCGCGGGUUUGGUGGAUGAUUGCAACGUGUUCGAGUGGCAAGUCACGGUCAUGGGACCGCCCGAGACGCUGUACGAGGGCGGGUUCUUUACGUGUAACAUGUCGUUUCCGAAAGAUUAUCCGAAUAAGCCGCCGACGGUGAAGUUCGUGAGCGAGAUGUGGCAUCCGAACGUGUACGCCGAUGGACGGGUGUGCAUAUCGAUCUUACACUCGCCUGGGAAUGAUCCCAACGGGUACGAGGACGCGAGCGAGCGAUGGAGUCCGGUGCAGACGGUGGAGACGAUUAUGUUGAGCGUGAUUUCUAUGCUUUCCGAUCCGAACGAUGAGAGCCCGGCGAACGUAGACGCGGCCAAGGAGUGGCGUGAUGAUUAUCCGGCGUUCAAGAAGCGUGUGGCGCGAUGUGUGCGAAGGAGUCAAGAGGAGUAA
Messenger RNA from Ostreococcus lucimarinus CCE9901, 498 nucleotides. RefSeq lists its product with no specific name. Gene Ontology annotation, molecular function: ubiquitin conjugating enzyme activity. The transcript is spliced from 2 exons. The coding region runs from base 1 to 498 and encodes 165 amino acids. Gene Ontology annotation, biological process: ubiquitin-dependent protein catabolic process; protein polyubiquitination. The record is from RefSeq and is a predicted model, not a curated record. Lineage: Eukaryota; Viridiplantae; Chlorophyta; Mamiellophyceae; Mamiellales; Bathycoccaceae.